This is a messenger RNA of Iphiclides podalirius (scarce swallowtail), 744 nucleotides long. Lineage: Eukaryota; Metazoa; Arthropoda; Insecta; Lepidoptera; Papilionidae. The record is from the annotation of a GenBank genome assembly.
AUGAAGCGCUCCGACGACUGUAGGCUUGUUUGCAGCGAAGUGAAGUCAAGAGUCGUUUUAAAAUUCCCGCACAGCGCGCCUCUGCCACAUCGCACUGUGCUGUUAGAUAGAGCUGGUAAAAUUAGCCGGGCGCCGACGGGUUGCGAGGGCACCGGAGCCAAGAUCGGUGAACUUCACGCUAACUCACUGGAGCCGGCUGUUCGCCUGUGGAUUAUACACGAAGGGCGCGCCGAGGCGCUGGUCGGCCGCUCCUUAAUGGCGCGUAAUAACACGUUCCGAGAUCCGCAUAGGGAGAGUCCGCUCGAGUCGCCAUAUUUAGCGAGCGAUAAACCAUUGGCGUUUAAAACUGUGCCGCCAAACACGUUGCAGUGCAGCAUUCACUGGUUCGCCAUUGACACCAUGGGGAUCUUCGAGAAAGCAGAAGUCCUACCCGCUGCCAAUGGCCACCUAAGGAGCCGCAUCUCGUUCGGCCAGCACCAAAAACUAGAUCGAGCAUAUGCUCCCAAGCGAGCACCAACCCUAGACAGUUCUGUACGAAAAUCGGCUGAACGCGUGUCACGCCAAGCACGUCGGAAUCGCGCCACAAAUGUCGACACGGCGCCUCUGACGGGACACCGGUGGCGGGUGGCCGGACGUCACGUCACAGACCACGGGCUAUCCGAAAUAGACACGCGUCACGUCACCGGCUCGCUAUCACGCGCCCCGCCGCCCUUAUCGCGCGGGCGGACGGGCGACGCGCCCUCG